Molecule: messenger RNA, 1449 nt
Organism: Rangifer tarandus platyrhynchus (Svalbard reindeer)
Lineage: Eukaryota; Metazoa; Chordata; Mammalia; Artiodactyla; Cervidae
Source: the annotation of a GenBank genome assembly
AUGUCGAGCCCGGGCAUCGACGGCGACCCCAAGCCUCCAUGCUUGCCUCGCAAUGGCCUGGUGAAGUUGCCGGGCCAGCCCAACGGCCUGGGCGCAGCCAGCAUCACCAAGGGCACGCCAGCUGCCAAGAACCGCCCUUGCCAGCCACCCCCACCCACCCUCCCACCACCCAGCCUGGCUGCCCCACCGCCCCGGGCUGCCCUGGCCGGGGGCCUGUGCCCCCAGGCAGGGCUCCCACUUGGUGGACCAGCCUUAGCCCCAGUGUCCGGGCCCCCAGCAGAGCGACCACCCCUGGCCACAGAUGAGAAGAUCCUCAAUGGCCUCUUCUGGUACUUCUCGGCCUGCGAGAAGUGUGUGCUGGCGCAAGUGUGCAAGGCCUGGAGGCGUGUGCUCUACCAGCCCAAGUUCUGGGCGGGUCUCACGCCUGUGUUGCACGCCAAGGAGCUCUAUACAGUGCUGCCUGGAGGUGAGAAGGAGUUCGUGAACCUGCAGGGCUUCGCAGCACGUGGCUUUGAGGGUUUCUGCCUGGUCGGCGUCUCUGACUUGGACAUCUGUGAGUUCAUCGACAACUAUGCGCUCUCCAAGAAGGGUGUCAAGGCCAUGAGCCUCAAGCGCUCCACCAUCACUGACGCCGGCCUGGAGGUGAUGCUGGAGCAGAUGCAGGGCGUGGUGCGCCUGGAGCUGUCAGGUUGCAACGACUUCACUGAGGCUGGGCUGUGGUCCAGCCUGAGUGCGCGGAUCACCUCGCUGAGCGUGAGCGACUGCAUCAACGUGGCCGACGACGCCAUCGCGGCCAUCUCGCAGCUGCUGCCCAACCUGGCCGAGCUGAGCUUGCAGGCCUACCACGUGACGGACACAGCCCUGGCCUACUUCACGGCGCGCCAGGGCCACAGCACGCACACGCUGCGCCUGCUCUCCUGCUGGGAGAUCACCAACCAUGGCGUGGUCAACGUGGUGCACAGCCUGCCCAACCUCACCGCGCUCAGCCUCUCCGGCUGCUCCAAGGUCACGGAUGACGGCGUGGAGCUCGUGGCCGAGAACCUGCGGAAGCUCCGCAGCCUCGACCUCUCCUGGUGCCCGCGCAUCACUGACAUGGCGCUCGAGUAUGUAGCCUGCGACCUGCAUCGCCUGGAGGAGCUUGUGCUGGACAGGUGUGUACGCAUCACGGACACUGGCCUCAGCUAUUUGUCCACCAUGUCGUCCCUCCGCAGCCUCUACCUGCGAUGGUGCUGCCAGGUGCAGGACUUCGGGCUGAAGCACCUCCUGGCCAUGAGGAGUCUGCGUCUCUUGUCUCUGGCAGGCUGCCCGCUGCUGACCGCCACCGGGCUAUCGGGCCUGGUGCAGCUGCAGGACCUGGAGGAGCUGGAGCUGACCAACUGCCCCGGAGCCACCCCCGAGCUCUUCAAGUACUUCUCGCAGCACCUGCCCCGCUGCCUCGUCGUCGAGUAG